Molecule: messenger RNA, 2406 nt
Organism: Bipolaris sorokiniana ND90Pr
Lineage: Eukaryota; Fungi; Ascomycota; Dothideomycetes; Pleosporales; Pleosporaceae
Exons: 5
Coding region: 486-2219 (577 amino acids)
Biological process (GO): sodium ion export across plasma membrane; regulation of membrane potential; proton export across plasma membrane
Cellular component (GO): plasma membrane
Molecular function (GO): sodium:proton antiporter activity
Source: RefSeq, a predicted model, not a curated record
CGACAGUCCCACAUGGGGCUCCAAAGAUAGGGUUGGAGUGUAGCUUGGCUUUGUUCGCGAUUCCAUUCAUUGCUUGGCCUCGGUUAUCGGGCGUCUAACAGUGGCAAUGGAUGUUCGGCCAAGGCCCUCCUGACAUCUUCAGGUUUCAAGCCGGGUCGAGGAGAGCCUUCUGUGGGCAAAGCUGGAGAUACGAAGUAACAGAGUGCAGCAACCAAUAAGCAGGGGAAGUUGAGGCCGUUCCUUCUGAAUUCCUUCUGACUUAACCUGUAGCUUGCCCACUCUUCUUAUUCUCUUCCACUUGCUUGUCUGUUCUAAUUCAUCUUUUUGUGCGUGUGUGCGGCUGGUCUGCUGUUUAUCUUUUCUUCUCCCGCCGGUCGUCCCCUUUUUUCCACGCUACUUACUCAUCCAUCUUCAUAACCCCAAAACGUAUGACUUCUCUGUAGAACCGUAUCUUUCAUCUUCCAGAAUUCUCCAGGCGGGCAAUCAUGCCGACUCUCGAUGUCAGCGAACUUAAUAUUGUCGUCGCCGUUCUGGGUGCCUUCAUUGUUAGCUAUGGCUUCUUUUCUGUCAAAAUCAAACAAGUCUGGUACUUAGGUGAAGCUCUGCCCGCCGUUCUCAUCGGCAUCAUCCUGGGCCCGAUAGCUGCCAGAUUCCUCGAUGCAGAGAAAUGGGGUUCUGCUGCAGAGGGCCAGCAAGAAGCCAUCACACUGGGCAUGUGCCGCGUCGUCAUCGGUGUCCAGCUUGUCAUUGCCGGCUUCCAGCUUCCCGCCAAGUACCAACAAACCCGAUGGAAAGAGAUGGUGAUAUGCCUUCUCCCAGUCAUGGCAACCAUGUGGAUAUGCACAAGUUUGUGCAUUUUGAUCACCGUCCCUAAGAUAUCCUUCUUGGCUGCGCUGGUCAUCGGAUCCUGUGUCACUUGUACCGAUCCCAUCUUGUCUCAAGCCGUGGCCAAAGGUCCCUUUGCCGACAAAUUCGUUCCUCGUGCGCUUCGAGAAAUCAUCUCGUCAGAAGCAGGUUGCAAUGACGGGUUCGGGUUUCCGUUUCUUCUAUUGGCCACUUACCUGAUUCGCCAUGCUGACCUCGAGGGCGUCGAUUUCAAGGAAGGCAUUGCCUCGGGCGCAAGCGAGAUUGCCCACCGCGCAGUUAACAUGCUCACCAGGCGCAGCGAAGCUGGCGUUGGCCGUCUAGGUGGAGGUAUACCUAUGGCCAUGGAGCAAUGGAUUGUAGAAGGAUGGCUGUACAUAAUCGCCUUGGCUGUCGCCAUUGGAGUGAUUGUCGGGGCUGCCAGCAUGUUUGCCAUCCGAUUCAGUCUCCGUAGGAAGUGGAUAGACACCGAGAGUCUCUUGCUUUGGCCUAUGGCAGUCGGUCUGUUCCUCAUUGGUAUCUGCGGUGCGCUUGGCACGGACGACCUCCUUGCUUGCUUUGUCGCCGGUAACGUCAUGAACUGGAAUGGCCUCUACCUCGAGGAGACCGAGAAACGCCAUGACGAAGUCAACAGCUGCUUCGACGUCGUCCUCAACUUUGGCGGUUUUAUGUAUAUUGGUACAAUCAUCCCCUGGAGAGAGUUCCAGCUUCCAGAUGUCACUGGUAUUACUGUUGGAAGGCUCAUGAUUCUCGGAUUUCUGGUCCUUGCUUUCCGUCGUAUUCCUGCCAUAUUCAUGGUUUACAAGGUUAUGCCCGGAGUUAUCAAGGACUGGAAGGAGGCGCUGUUCAUGGGAUAUUUUGGGCCCAUUGGUAUUGGAGCCGUCUUCUACGUCGAGCACACACGUCAUCUGUUCCCCAAGCCUGGAGAGGCUGAGACAGAAGAGGAAGAGAACCUCCUGGCCGCCAUGAUCCCCAUCGUCUACUUCCUCGUCAUCUUCUCCAUUGUGGUCCACGGUCUAUCCAUCCCAGCCCUUGAUGCAUUCUACCGCUACAAGAAAAUCCCACCGAUUUCUGAAGCUGAACCAGCUGAGGUUCGCGCUCUCUCAGUCCAUGAAGCGCUGCCGAACAAUGCCAGCAUAAGCACAAAACGCAACUCUAUCUACGUACACAACCGCUUCUCCAGGCCUGUUUCUACAGGUCCUGGCCCAGAAUUGUACAGGUGGAAUAGUCAGGCAAGGGACAGCGAUGUCACGUACAGGGCUUCUUCACAACCACAAGGCGAGAACUAUGCUCAGAAGCUGCAAAACAUUCGAUUUGCAGAAGACUAUGCCCAUGAGAAAGCCAACAUGGGUUAAGGAUAUGGUGCUAGACUGACAAAGAGGGUUGGAGGGGGAGAUACGAGGGGAUGUUGGGUCAUCCCGGUGUUCUAGCAGCUGCUUCCACGGCGAUUAUCUACCAUCAUUAUUACGCGACAUGCCACUCAUUAAGUAUUCUAUCGUUAAAUAGACAGACACAUAAAUGCACAGUUGUAGAAGUAUACAG